Messenger RNA from Impatiens glandulifera, 673 nucleotides. RefSeq names its product NDR1/HIN1-like protein 1. Gene Ontology annotation, biological process: defense response to other organism. NCBI's taxonomy places the organism in Eukaryota, Viridiplantae, Streptophyta, Magnoliopsida, Ericales, Balsaminaceae. The transcript has 2 exons. The record is from RefSeq and is a predicted model, not a curated record. Bases 35 to 673 code for a protein of 212 amino acids.
UCGCUCCUUGUCUUUAGUUCUGUUUAGAUUAAAGAUGUCAUCAGGGGAAUGUGAACACCAUCACAAAAGCUGGAGGAAGAAACUGUUUAAACCAAAGAAGCUAUAUGCAGCAAUUGUCUCCCUCUGCAUGAUGUGUGGUAUGAUUGUCAUGAUUCUUGCUCUUCUUUUACGUCCCAAAAAGCCUUCCUUCCUCCUCCAAGAUGCAACUGUCUUCGCCUUUGCUGUCUCCUCCACUAACCUUCUCAAUGCCAGCUUUCAGGUGACUUUGGAAGCUCAUAACCAUAACAGUAGAAUUGAAGCGUACUAUGAAGGCUUCCGUGUUUAUGCGGUGUAUCAAAACCAACAGAUCACCUUCUUCACAUCCAUUCCGCCGACAUACCAAGGCCAUAAGGGCGACAGUGUUUGGUCACCUUUUCUCUAUGGUUUUAACGUGCCAAUUGCUCCUUACAACGGAGCCGCCCUAGCACAGAUCCAAUCAAAUGGCUCCAUCAGUUUAGCUGUGAAAAUAGAUGGUCAAGUUCGAUGGAAGAUUUUGUCAAUCACUUGGGGACCUUAUCAUAUCCAUGUCACUUGCCCAGCAGUCAUUAACUUUGGGAAUAAUUCAAAUAAUGGUGUCUUUGUUGAUACUUUUGUCAAGUAUCAACUAUCUCAAAGUUGUAGCGUCAGCGUUUAA